Molecule: messenger RNA, 1245 nt
Organism: Zingiber officinale
Lineage: Eukaryota; Viridiplantae; Streptophyta; Magnoliopsida; Zingiberales; Zingiberaceae
Product: UPF0481 protein At3g47200-like
Exons: 1
Coding region: 1-1245 (414 amino acids)
Source: RefSeq, a predicted model, not a curated record
AUGAAUAACAAGGGGAUUGAGACAUCACUGGACAGGGACUGGGUAACCUCAUUGGAGAAGAAGGUGUCAGACACAAAAUUUAGGGACAGAAACAGAGAGCCAACAAUAUACAGAGUCCCGUAUAUCUUGAAAAUGGUCGACCUCGAAGCCUUUGCGCCAUUGAUCGUCUCGCUCGGCCCCUACAACCUCGACAAAGGUCAUCUAAAGUCCAUGAAUCAGCUCAAAUGGAAGUACCUCAAGUUUGUCCUCGAGGAGCUGAACCCUCGUAUGGUCAUGAAGGACUAUGUGGGUCUGAUCAAGGGUCUGGAAACGCAAGCACGCGUUGCCUAUUCGGAGGAAGUGGAGAUGAGCAGCAACAGUUUUCUGGAAAUGAUGUUGCUGGACGGAUGCUAUGUGAUGCUUACAAUAGUGGAGUGGAGCAUCGUGAAGGAGAUUAUUUCAUGGACUCAAUUUGAAGUACCACAAGAUUGGCCACAAGAUUGGCGCACAAUAGUAGAGAGCAACUUAAAGACGAAGAUUUCAGAAGAGAAUACCUUGUUGACUCGAAGGGUAGUAGCACGAGAUAUUCUCAUGCUCGAAAACCAGCUUCCUUUCUUUCUUCUUGAAACUUUGUACAAAGCUGCAUUUCCUCCCGGCCCUUCCUUUCGAAGCCUAACACUCGAGUUCAUCCGCGGACAUUUCUCAAUAAACUUGAAACUUCCCACAGACAACGACAAUGAGACUUUUCAUCACAUAAUUCAUCUUUUUCUUUCUUGCAUUGAUCCGACAACAAACCAUGGCAAUGGCAAUAGCAAUGAGUCCUCCACAUUUGGCAAUCGCCUUGUCCAUGACUUAUCAUGGAUUCCCAGGGCUACAGAAUGCAAUGAAGCUACAAUUCGCUUCCAAAGAAAAAGGAAUGCCAAGAGUUUCCUGGACAUUACAUUUCACAACGGUAUUUUGGAGAUUCCCCAACUUAAAAUAGACGACCACACCAGCUGGCUCUUGAGAAAUCUUAUUGCGUACGAACAAUGUUCAACGGAUUCCAAGUUCCAUGUUACAUCCUAUAUGAUGUUUAUGAAUCACUUCAUCAAAACGGCAGCAGAUGUCGAAUUGCUUCGAUUACAUAACAUCAUUAUUGACAGCUUAGGGGUGGGCACCCAAGAAAUUGCCACUCUAUUUAUCAAUCUUGUCACGAAUGUCAGCAACUCAGAUGAUUCCUACAUUAAAGGCGUCCUCAUUGACAUUAGGAAGUACCGAGACACUUGA